UGCUCGCUCGGCGCGCAGCGGCCGGGAAUGGGGGAGCUGCUGCUGCUGCUCUGCCCGCGCCCCGCGGCUCCGGCGCCGCCUCCUGCUUUCUCGGCCUGAAGCGCUCCUGCACUAGUGGAUCCCGGCGGGGAAGGGGCCAUGGGCCGCCUCCCCGAGGCGCGGCGGCUGUGAGGCGGCCGGCGUUCGCUCGGGGAGCCGGGGGAAGGCUGCCGGCUGCCGGCCAGCCCGCGCCGGGGAGGGGAGUGCCGCUCGCAGGCGGCGGCGGGCGCGCAGGCAGCACCUCGGUGCCGGUGACUUGGGGGUGCCGCUGCCCGCCCGCGCCCGGCCGCGGCGGUGCAUGGAUGCGCCAUGGCCACGCUGGUGUGCCGGGUGCAGCUGCUGGAUGACACCGACCCCUUCAACAGCACCAACUUCCCCGAGCCCACCCGGCCGCCGCUCUACACUUUCCGAGAGGACAUCCCGCUCGCCACCCAGCUGGCCGGGGUGCACCGCCUGCUCCGCGCCCCGCAGAAGCUUGAUGACUGCACCCUACAAUUGUCUCACAAUGGUACCUAUCUGGAUCUAGAAUCUACCCUAGCAGAACAAAGAGAUGAAUUAGAAGGCUUCCAGGAGGAUGCUGGGAGAGGCAAGAAGCACAGUAUAAUUCUGAGGACCCAGCUGUCGGUGAGAGUCCAUGCCUGCAUUGAAAAACUUUACAAUUCCAACGGACGGGAACUGAGACGAGCACUUUUUUCCUUGAAACAAAUAUUUCAGGAUGACAAGGACUUGGUUCAUGAGUUUGUUGUUGCUGAAGGUCUGACUUGCUUAAUCAAAGUGGGAGCAGAGGCCGACCAGAAUUAUCAGAACUACAUCCUGAGAGCUUUGGGCCAGAUAAUGCUCUAUGUCGAUGGCAUGAAUGGAGUAAUAAAUCAUAAUGAAACUAUCCAGUGGCUGUACACACUUAUUGGGUCAAAGUUUCGCCUGGUGGUAAAGACAGCGCUGAAGCUGCUGCUGGUGUUUGUGGAGUAUACUGAAUCCAACGCACCGCUUUUAAUCCAGGCAGUGUCUACUGUUGAUGAAAAGAGAGGAACCAAGCCAUGGUCCAACAUCAUGGAGAUACUGGAGGAGAAGGAUGGAGUUGAUACCGAGCUACUGGUUUACACAAUGACCUUGGUUAAUAAGACGCUGUCGGGAUUGCCAGAUCAAGACUCUUUCUACGAUGUGGUGGAUUGUCUGGAAGAGCUAGGCAUUGAAGCUAUUUCACAGAGACACUUGAACAAGAAAGGAACAGACUUGGACUUAGUUGAGCAAUUUAACAUUUAUGAGAUGACACUGAGGCAUGAAGACGGAGAUGAGAGUGCUGACCCCCCUCCCAGUGGGCGCAAGGAUCGGAGAAGGGCCAGCCUUGGUGCUGGUGAGAGAAGGGGGUUAGAGCGCCGACGGAGCCGCAGGCACUCAGUACAGAAUGUCAAAAGCACUUUAUCAGCCCCUGCGAGUCCAUGUGGCCAGUCCAGCUUCAUGCUAGGCCAUGGACAGCGUGUUGACGAACUCAGUGAGAGAGAGGACGAGUAUGAAGAGGAGGAAGAAGAACAGCCAGUCACAGAGCCCAACACUGAGGAUGAGGGGGAGGAAGAGGCCAAUAGGCAGGUCAAAGCCAGUGAGGUUCAAGGUGUGCGUGAGGCUGUGAAUGGAAACUUUUCACAGUGUUCUUCAGCUGUCUCCAGUACCAUUUCUCCAGCUGAGAGGUCUCUUUCCUGCUCCAGAGCAAAGAGCUCUUCUAGCAGCUCCGCUUCUGUACCUGACUCAUCUGUCUGUCAUCAUAAUUCUGUCCUUUCAUCAUCAUCUUCACCUGCGACAGCAUUACUGAGCUCUCCCCAAAAUUCCUCAGCAUCCAUUACUCCAAAGGCAUCUCCAACGGUGGAGAAAUUACCUUAUGUACCACAUACUCCUUUUCACCUCUUCUCAUAUGACUUUGAAGAGUCUCCAGCAUCUGUGAAAGAGAAGGAAGCAGAAAUGAUGAGGGAAAACAGAUACAAUAGCUAUGGCAGCAGCUCUUACUCUUCUCCACGACCCUAUGCUGGUGUGAGUGCUCCUACAACCCCCACUACUCGUUAUGGGACAACUCUGUCACCACCUCAAGAGACCAAAUCUGACAGGCCAGCUUUGGGUGGUCUCCUUACAUCAUCUUUUCGGCAGCACCAGGAGUCCUUGGCAGCUGAAAGAGAAAGACGGCGUCAGGAGAGAGAAGAAAGGUUGCAAAGGAUAGAACGUGAAGAAAGAAACAAAUUCAACCGCGAUUAUUUAGACAAAAGAGAAGAGCUAAGACAAGCAAGAGAAGAGAGAUACAAAUACUUGGAGAAGUUGGCAGCAGAGGAGUAUGAGAAGGAGCUGAAGAGUCGGAGUGUAAGCCGAGGCAGAAGUGAGCUGUCCUUGAACCUGAGAUCUCCUUCAGCUCCAUCCUCACCUGUACCCAAGUGUGUCAGCCCAGCAUCCAUAGAGUCCCAGGAAGAGCUGAAGACCCCUUCCACCCCUUGUGGGACCCCUCAGCCCUCAGAAGUGAGUGCCAGUGAACCUGAACCAGAGACAGAGACAGAACCAGAACCAGAACCAGAGCAGGAGGCUGAGGCUGAGGCCAAGCAGGGAACGGAGACAUCCAAGGAAAUAGAGGCUACAGAGGUGGGACCAGAGAGUGAGGUGGAACAAGGACCAGAGAGAGAGCCAGAAGAAAGUGCAAUACUCAGUGAAAAAGAGAGGCAGAAUGAGGAAGUAAAUGAAAAAGACAACUGCUCUGCAUCCAGUAUAUCCUCAGCAAGCAGCACUUUAGAGAGGGAAGAGAGAGAGGACAAGUUAACCAGUGACAAUGAAACUGGUCCAUGGUCACAGACCAUUCAGGAUGCUGGUGUGAAUGAGCAGUGCAGCAACAUCCUCAACAACAAGCGGUUUAUGUUGGACAUGCUGUAUGCGCAUAACAAAAAGCCCAAGGAUGAAGAGGAGAAGGAGCUGGAGGCGAAGGAGGAAAAGAAGGAGACGGAGGAAAGUGAGGAGUCACUUACUAGCCUAGCCAGUAGGAUCUCUAUUCUUCAGGCCACCAAGCAGGCCAAAGAUGAAAGUGUCAAAAAGAUGGAGAUUGGAAAUCUGGAAAACCAAGGCAGUGUGAAAGCCUUUGCAGAAAAAUUCAGCAGUGGUGAGCUGGCUAAGGGGACAGCCGGGCCUGAAGAUGAAAUCAGUGAACAGGUCCCCGAGAAAACACCAGCACAGCCAAAGAAGGAAUCUGAUUACAUCUGGGAUCAGCUCAUGGCUAAUCCUAGAGAACUUAAAAUCAAAGACAUGGAUUUUACAGACUUGGGGGAGGAGGAUGAUGUAGAUGUGUUGGACAUGGAUAUGGGUCCUGGGGACUCCCUUGUUCCCCCUCCUCCACCUCCACCUUCUUUUCUGGGUUUGCCUCCUCCACCACCUCCCCCCUUGUUUGGAUGUCCACCUCCACCUCCACCCUCUGCUAAUUUAUUGGCUCCUCCUCCACUCUUCAGCACUCCUCAGGGUUUAGGGUCACCCCAGGUUUCUAGGGGUCAGCCAGCAUUUAUAAAGAAGAAGAAAACCAUCCGUCUGUUUUGGAAUGAGGUACGGCCAUUUGAGUGGCAGUGUAAAAACAACAAACGCUGCAGAGAAUUCCUGUGGUCGAAACUGGAACCCAUUAAGGUGGACACUUCCAAACUGGAGCAUCUCUUUGAGUCUAAAUCCAAGGAACUGCCUGUCACAAAGAAAACUGCUGCAGAUGGGAAGCGACAGGAGAUCAUUGUAUUGGACUCAAAACGAAGCAAUGCUAUUAAUAUUGGCUUGACUGUGUUGCCCCCUCCUCGCACUAUCAAGACUGCUAUUUUGAACUUUGACGAAUAUGCCUUAAACAAGGAAGGAAUAGAGAAAAUCCUGACCAUGAUCCCAACUGAGGAGGAAAAGCAAAAGAUCCAGGAGGCACAGCUGGCGAAUCCCGAUGUCCCCCUGGGCAGCGCCGAGCAGUUCCUUCUCACCCUUUCCUCCAUCAGCGAACUUUCUGCCAGGCUCCAGCUCUGGGCUUUCAAGAUGGACUACGAGAUAGUGGAAAAGGAAGUUGCAGAACCACUGCUAGACCUGAAGGAAGGAAUGGACCAACUGGAGCACAAUAAAACUUUGGGAUUUAUCCUUUCUACUCUACUAGCUAUUGGGAACUUUCUGAAUGGAACCAAUGCCAAAGCUUUUGAGUUAAGCUACCUCGAGAAGGUUCCAGAAGUCAAGGACACAGUGCACAAACAGUCCCUCCUGCACCAUGUCUGCACUAUGGUGGUGGAAAAGUUCCCAGACAGCACUGAUCUGUAUUCAGAGAUCGGGGCCAUCACUAGGUCAGCCAAGGUUGACUUUGAACAACUCCAGGAAAACCUGUGUCAGAUGGAAAGACGGUGCAAAGCAUCAUGGGAUCACCUUAAGGCUAUAGCAAAGCAUGAAAUGAAGCCAAGUCUAAAGCAAAAAAUGUCUGAGUUCCUUAAAGACUGUGCAGAAAGAAUCAUAAUCCUGAAGAUUGUUCAUAGAAGAAUAAUUAACAGGUUUCACUCGUUUUUGUUAUUUAUGGGUCAUCCUCCCUACGCAAUACGAGAAGUCAACAUCAAUAAGUUUUGCAAAAUUAUUAGUGAAUUUGCUCUGGAAUACCGCACCACCAGGGAACGAGUUCUGCAGCAAAAACAGAAACGAGCUAACCACAGGGAAAGAAACAAGACCAGAGGGAAAAUGAUAACAGAUACUGAUGAAGAGGAGGAUGCUGAGUCUGGCAAGUUCUCCAGCAGCUCACCCCCAUGCCAGAGCCAGCCACAGGGGCUGCAGUACGCCGAGGACGCUGCUGAGCACGAGAACAUGAAGGCUGUGCUGAAGACCUCCUCCGUUGGCGGGGAAAGCACCAUGGCGCUCGGGGUCCGCACUCGCAGCCGGGCCAGCCGAGGCCGUAUCGGUUCAUGGAACGCUGGCAAUGAUGAUUCACCAAACGCAACAGAUGACGCAGCGGAUGAGAUCAUGGAUCGCAUUGUAAAGUCCGCCACCCAAGUGCCAAGCCAGCGAGCGGUGCCUAGAGAGAGGAAGCGGUCACGAGCAAAUAGGAAGUCAUUGAGAAGGACACUAAAAAGUGGGCUAACACCAGAAGAAGCCAAAGCACUGGGCCUCAUCAGCACUUCUGAGAUGCAGGUUUGAUAUCCCAGAGGUGGCAACUAGAAGAGCCAUUCAUCUGAAGCACACAGGCUGACAACCCUUCAGUGUGACAUUGAGCUGCCAGCCUCUUCUGCUGCUCCCAACAUCCUGUCCUCUGUUAGUUCAAUUUUAAUAAACAACAAAAAGCAAAACCCCACAGCCAGGGCAGAAGAAGAGUGUGCCACAGCUCAGCAUGUCAUCGCAACAGUAACUGAAGAAGCAUUUCAGUGCUUGUAGGUGAAAGCAUAUAGCUUCUUCUUCUCAUGGUGUGUUGAUGUGGGUAGGAGGGGGCUCUCUGAAUUAUCUGUCAUUAUGUGAGCUGUGUUUACGUUGGCUUUUCUUGUGCCCUGUUUUAGUCAUGGUAAAUGUAUGGCAUUUUGUCAAUGCAAGGAAUGGUCCUUAAAGAGGCAAAAUAACUCAUGUUACAGCAAACCCAAUUUUUCUGAAGCAGAUUCAUUAAGAAAAGAUGUGCAGUCUGUGCAACCCAGUGCUUUAUUGGUUUUUUUAAUUAUUUUGCCACCAAAGAAUGUAAAAAUGUAUGUGUACCUUUGUAUAUGUACAGAAUGAAUGUGUGGACAUGUGUAUGUGUAUCUGUACAUAUACAGUCAUGGUGUGAAAUCAUGCUCUUGCUGAAGCUAGCUGGACCACGAUUUUCACUGUGGGGCCUUACUGUUCCACCUGGACAGGAGGAAAAGAAUGUCUUCUUUGUAGGAACUCAGUGUUAUUCAGUGGGAUUCACCCUGUGGGGCAGGAGAUGGCCUGCAAUACAAGUGGAGAAUUUAGGAUCCUUAAUUCAUAUGUAUUAAUACACACUCAUACUGUACAUAGCAGCAUGCACACAGAGGAGCGAAUGCAAUUCCUGCCUCUUGUUGAGCUAUGGCUGUACUGUGCAUUUGUACAGUUUCAGAGAGAUCUGUGUCAACAAUUUUACAUACUCUAUAAAUGAAUUUGGACGCUAAGUUCAAGAAGUUUUGUUCAUUUGCCUGUGCCCUUCAUGCUGCUUUUCUCUGCUGCAAGAUAAUGUGGUGGUUUGGGUUUUUUUUCAAAUUAAUGACUGAAUAUGAAAUAGCCCUGCUAAAAAGCCUGUUGUGUUUUUGCUGUUCUUUACUGGUUUUUUGUGAUUAUCCUUGAUACGAGUGGAAUGGGUACCACAGUAAACAACUCCAAUAUAUUUGCCCUUAUCUCACUGUUUUAUAACUGACUUUUAUAACUGCCCUCAGCAUGUUUGAAGAACCUUUUGUCAACUCAUCUGCCUUUAAGUGGAGUACAUACGCAGCAGUGAAGAUGAAUUGAACACAGUCAACCCAGCCAGCGCUGAAGUAUUUUGAAGAUAACUACAAACAACAAUAACAGAAAAGGGAACUUUUUAAGCCAAAGUCUGUAUAUGACCAUUUGAUCCUCAAGAAUGCACAAGAUUGUGUCUUUCCAUUGCCUUAGCCUCUAAGAUUAAGGGUGUGUCUGCAGAGCAGUAACAGCUGAGGCUUCCUUCAAGCUAGUUAACUGGGGAACUGCUGCAGUUUAGUUAUGGUAACAGGGUUCAAUUUUGGCUACAAAACACACUUGGAAAAUAGAAUUAAAUAAGAGUCUAUGCUGGGUUCCUAAUGCCAUAGCUGUGUUGCUUCUGGCACCCAAGCGAGGUCAGGUGCUUCACAUAUUCUUCUCUACUCUCAGUAAGGACAGGAUAAUUGCUGAAGAUUGUUGAGGAUAGUUGAACCAAACACAAUAAAACUUUGAAACCUUGGUCACCUAUCACAUCGCGUCGAGCACAGCAUCCAAGUGAUGAGAGAACCAGGUAGCUGACAACACUGCAAUGAGAUCUGUAGUUGAACAUCCCAUCAGUGCUGCCCACCCUCUUGAUCAUAACAUUUCAUUCUUUACCUGCCGAUGCCUUGGAUCUUCCAUGGAGUAAAAAGUCACUAAUGAGCAAAGGUUCUUAAGGACAGCAUUAAGUUCAAUGUUUUUUUCCCCUCAACUUGUUAAAAAGCCAGUUUUACAAGUAGGCAGAAGGCAGUAGUUGGGUAAUUAAUAAAAUAUGUUGUAUAUUUGAAAGCCAUGGAAAGGAGGAAGCUGGUUGGGAAACAGAAGUGGCAUGUAACUAAUUUCACUGCAAAAUAUGCAGGACCUACGAGCAUCUGGAUUUUAAAGUGGAUCUUUAUGUGCUGCUCACCAUUAUGGACUUUUAAAAUCUCUCUUAAGGAUGCUCAGAACAAAGAAAUGAAGGUAAUGGGGGUUCGUGGAGGUCUUUGAUGUCUGAAACAAGAGGAAGAUGCCCUGAAUGUAAUGGUUAUGUUGAACUGUGCUACUUGCUAAGUGAUAAAAGAAGCAGAAAUGCAACAAAAUGCAUUUAUGCUGACAGAGAUCCUAUGUUUGACUGGGAGGAGAAAAUCAAACAAGUUUUUAAAUCUGAUAUUUUAAUUAAAAUAUUCUGAACGUGCAAAAUAGGUGGCUAUUGGUGACCACUUGCUAACAGGGAACAAAGUUGUGGUUUUUUUAGACAAAGUGCAGGAUCUGUCUCUGAGACAUAACAUAACUGAUGAAUUACUAAUAGUUGGGCAUAUGUAUUUUCCAAGAAUUGUGCAAAAAUGUGCAAAACUUUAUAUGCUCCUUAUCAAGGAGAACAUUAAAUAUGGGAAAUAAUAAGGGUUAGAAUAAGUUUGGGGGAAAAAAAAAGAUGGUUUCUUUUGGAUUUUCUGGAUGCAAAUGUCCUACAUGUGAAGCAUAUUCUUCCUUGUCCAUUUUUCCAUUAUGUUUGUUUUUCCAUUUGUGCUCUCUAUCUGUAAAACCAAUACCAUUUUUUAUUGAAGAAUAACUUGGUCUUGUUUAUGCAGUAGUAUACAGUCGGAUUAAUUCCACUGUCCUCAGUGUUUAUUGCAGCAAGAUCAUCAGACGCGGUAACAAUUCAAUAACUACAGAAAAUAUUUCCAUUCCAGUUCCUGAUAAAAAUGGCCAGCAGCCCUAUGUGCUAAUCUGUAAGGUGGUAGUGUUUCCUCCGGAGUCAGCCAACAUGUCCUGACUGUGAGAAUAACUUUUGUUCCCCUUCAUCUAACUAGUGGAUUUCAGAUGAAAUGGAGGAAUUCGUAAUAUCUGCAUACCUCUCUCUGUCUGUCUAAUGAGAUUGUAACCUUCGGGUUUUGGGUUGCUGCCUGCCCCUCCAUCAUCAGAAGUGCCCACCAUAAGGAUGUAACACUUGCUUUAAAACAUGUGUGAGAUAUGGAUUGGUUUGUAACAAAUAUAAAAGUCUUGGAUACACGAUGUAGUAACACAUGUUCCCAUUUCUCACUUAGAGAUACAUGAAGGCUGUUUUUAAACACUUGUAGCCAUAAUAACUACCUCUCUUCCCUUUCCCAUAGUACCAGUCAGCUGCAAAUGUGGUGCCCGGAGUUUUGUAUCUCCACCAAGCUCUCAGAGUCACUGCUGGUGUUCAUUUCAGCACCCACCUGCUGCCAAUAACUUGUCUGUCUUGGCACUUGUCUGCCACCAUAAUGCCUUCCUGAUCUGGAUGCUGAGGUAAACUUUAGCAUACAUAAUACCUGCCAAAGGGAAGCUAUCCUAAUUUCCUUUCAUCUUGUGUGGUGUUCAAAAGCAGACUACAUACAAUUACUUUGUAUUCCCUCACUCCCAACCUAGGGAUAACGUUAAGUAGCAGUUAUGUGGCUACAGUGAAGAAACACCCCCAGGAAAUGCUUGUGUACCAUGAUCAAGAGUGAAAGAUCCAUCACAAAAAUUAAAUUCAUCACUCUUCACCUUUCAGUCAGGCCAGGCACCAGACUCAUGGAUUCCAGAUGUUUUAUAGCCCAUUGGCUGCUAUGUAUGACCCUUCUGUUUGAUAGAUCCCUGUCUAUAAUCCAAAAUCAACGAAAAAGUAGUGGUUUAAUGAGAAUCUUUCUUGCUCCAAUAAACACUGGAAGCAGCCUUAAAAGCAGUUUUCAAAAUAAAUUUCUUUUUCUGUUUUGACCCCCUUUUAUAGUAAAUAUCUGCAGUGAUUGACUCCGUCAGCAAAGUAAGGCAUCAGUUUUGUAGAUAGACAAGACUUUGGCUUUAGCAUAAUAGAAAGUCACAUGAGAAUAUCAAGAUAAGAGUUAAUGUCCCGAUUUAAUAGAAAUUUGGAGUUAGAGUCUUGAUGUGAGUGAACAGCAAGGGCCUCCUGCAAGAUCAUGCAUGACAGCACCUUAAGUCGCUGGUGUGCUGUGCUCUAAGUGUAGCCUGGCCAACACUAGGACUUCAACAUGUGCUGCAACCCCAAAGGUCACAAUGUCACUGUAGGUGCAGUGAAUGCUUCCUUUUGUCAGGCACUCGGCCUGCAGCAGCCUCCCUGGUGAUGUAACAACAGCAAGUAGCGGUCCAAAAUGCUUUAGAAGCCAUUUGGUUGAUGGCAGGAGUCUGGAUUCAGGUACACUGUGCAUUUUGGUUAUUGCAAUGCUUUGAUUUCACUGAGAUGAAGGUGGCAGCCCACCAGUUUCACAUCCUUCCUCCUUCCACCGCAACUCAUAGGCAGGCGUACACACUGCCUGCCUCCAUAUAAAGGAUGCACAGGGAUAUGGUGUUAGACAGAAGCAGGAGCAUAUUUGUCUCUCUUUUUCACUCCUGUACAAUCACUACACAUUCCAGUCCUCUAAUGAGGAUUUGAGGUGGGCUGUGACACAUUCGGAUGGUGGCUCUGUACUUCCAGCAUCGGGAUGCACGAAACACUUGUCUAAGCUGUAAGGGCUAUGGUUGUUGAUGUUUCUCUGCAGGAAAAACUGCCAGGUAUUUACAGGCUCUGAAAGAAAACAAUCUGAAGUGUUAUUGAAAGAGAAAAUGUUUGGUUAUAGGCAACGGUUGGAAGAUCACUCACAAAGACUUGAACAACACACAAGGCCCACCUUCCUUCUUCAGCUGGGGCAGAAACUGCCUCAAUUGGCAUUUCAGAUGUGAUCCCAAGAAGUUUUUAGGAAGCAGUUUAAUAGUUACAUAGCAAAGUAAUGCAAGGAGUUGCAGAGAUUGUAUAGUUUUAUGUUUAUGCAAAAAAAAAAAAUUAUAAUUAUUUCUAAUUAGUCCAUUUCACACUGAGUGGCAGAUAGAGAUAUAUUUUGUUUAAUCAUUAUCUAAUACAGAGGCUUCUGUGAAAGAAAAGGUGUAUUUGUAGCAUUGGGUGCAUUUCUCCUUUUUAAAGACUGUCUUUGCGCGUAUAGUGUCCUUUUUUUUGUGAGCUGGGAAUUGUAAAAAAAUGUAAAGUAGAAAAGGACGUGUUUCUUAGACAAAGGAGAAAUACUGUAAAAUUGUGUAAAUGUCACUACUCAUGUUUUUUCAUGUUCUGUGUAGCAUAGUGUAAAAUAGGCUCUCCAGCAGUGUUAUUCUGUGAAUUGUAAUUUAAAAAACAAGCCAUGCAUGGUCAGAGAUGUUAUCUACAGGUCCUUUUGGUUGAGUUUUUGGUUUUGUUUGUUGUUUUCUCAUUUUAGAUGAAUUCGUUCUAUGUUAAAUUUAAUUGUCCAUGAAACUGCAUUUUUGUUUCUGUUUUAUUUCAUAAAGAACUUGAACUACUCUUUUAAGAUUUUAUUACACACGAAGCUCACCUACCGUUUGUAUUGAUCUUUCAGAAGUUGUGUCACAUUUAGUGUAAAACAGGGGGAUUUUCUUUUUAUCUGCCUCUUCUUCCCCCCACUCUCCCCACUUUACUGUCUGGAAAGAUCCAAUGACACUUUUUGUUUUUUCUGUGCCAUGCAGGGUCAAUAUGGAAAACUGACCACAGACCUGUGUCCAAAAUUUCUUGAUAUAAGUAGUUAAAAAGCUCACCUCUACAGCAUUAUGUAAACACAUCUUGCAAUAAAGCUUUAUAAAGCA
Messenger RNA from Chiroxiphia lanceolata (lance-tailed manakin), 11004 nucleotides. RefSeq names its product formin homology 2 domain containing 3 (gene FHOD3). Lineage: Eukaryota; Metazoa; Chordata; Aves; Passeriformes; Pipridae. The transcript is spliced from 28 exons. Gene Ontology annotation, cellular component: cytoplasm; cytoskeleton. The record is from RefSeq and is a predicted model, not a curated record. Gene Ontology annotation, molecular function: actin filament binding. Bases 349 to 5187 code for a protein of 1612 amino acids. Gene Ontology annotation, biological process: cardiac myofibril assembly; sarcomere organization; cortical actin cytoskeleton organization.